AUGCACGACCUACCUGCAGAUGAAUCAGCGAAUGCCGAAGUACAUUCCUCGGAGAUGGUCACAGACGUUCGCGAUGCCUGCUUCAAUAGGGAAAACGCGAAAAAGGUUCAAGGAACUGCCGAGGCGCCACCCAAUAUGAUCGAAAACGCGAAAGGAGAAGAUACCAAAAUGAACGGUGUCGACGCUCAACCACCUCCAAACACGAAUGCCACCCAAACGAAGACUUCAGAGGAAGGUAGCGACGAAAGUAAAGGCGCGCGCCACGACGAAGACGUUUCUCUGGACCCCCACAAAUCAUCUUCCAACGAAGAGAACGCUGCUAGCCAACAAGAAUCGCUUGAGGUAGCCCCACUUCGGAAGACACGACCAUCCUGGGCCCCAAAACCUCUGCAAAAAGGAAAUAAAGACGCUGAAGACGCACAAAUGUCUUUGAGUAAGGAAAAAGGAACAGAAACGAAAAUCGAUGGUGAUAGUAUGGAAGUCGACAGCCCAGAUCACACCCCAAUCGACGACACUGUGGAGGCGCCCAAGCCUGAAACGAAGAAUGCGCCGAACGCUGAAGAAAGCGAAGUCGUUGCCUUACAAGGUUAUCCAUCCGCCAACGCCGAAGACAGGCGUCAAAUGGAACAUACCUCAAUCGUUGAUGAGGCCGAGAGGCGGCCAGAAGGAAAGAACGACAUCGAAGAUGCGCAAAUGGCAGGUCCAACCGUAGACGGUCCAGAAUCAGUUUUAGAAGACGCCAAACUGAAUUGCGACCGGGUGAAAAUCGAUUCCGCUCAACCCAACAACAUCGUCGAGAAAGUCAAAUCCGGCCCAAAGACUCCAAAAACGCGCCAGGAGUUCAUCGAAGACAUCGUAAUUCGCUUCGCCGACUCCAGAAAACGCCACCUCUCUGCUGAUGCCUCCGCCAAAGAGAAAGAUCGUGGUCGCCAGAAAGUACUAAACGAUAAGGAGACGCGCCACCGACUCAUCUUCCAGCAGUGGCCGCGCGCGCCGAAGGGUGAAAUCCUCCGCAAGGAGAACAGCGAGCCGGGGAAGAUGGCGCCGAACGGCCAGCAGCUCUGGGGCGCGUCGUUGCUCGACUUCUACAUCGUGAGGCGGAUUCCGGACUUGAUGGGCCUAGCGACAUUCACGACGGGCAGCAAGAUGCUCGCGUGGGUAAGGAAGCACGGAGAGGACGAGUUUGCGAAGGAGUUUGUCCGCAACGCGGAAAAGGAACCGGACCCGGAGAAGAUCGAGCCGUACGACAUUGCGAAGGCGAUCAUGGAAAUGGAGCAGGCACUGCGAACGCGGAUGGGCAAGGUAGACAUGGAAUGGCAUCCAACGGGAUCAGUGUUCCAGCCAGACGCUUAUCCUCCAGGGUGGUCAAGGGGGCCUUUAUUUGAAAACGCGGACCCGUACGUCCCUAGCUUGCGAAAGUACAUCCCGCACACUCUGUUGCCCUCUCGACUCGUCGUACACGACCCGUGGAACGUGCUCACUGUGGCGUACAAGAAUCGUGAUUGGUGGAACGCCAAGAGAAAAUGGUCAGAGGAGGACGACAUGACGUACAUAUACAAACUCUCCAGCAAUGAGAAUACCCCGUCGAAGAAGCAGGACGAAAAAGACAGAAUAGCGAGGGAGGAGAAGCGCAAGAAGGUACUGGAGACAUUCCUCGCGGACCCGCAUACACGCAACGAGCUUCCAGACGGAGUGAUGGUCCAGACAGACAACAAGUCAGGCCAUUUAUCGCCGAUCUAUAUUGUUUUUCCGCCUGAGCCCGAACGUACGCCGCCGAAGGAGGCUCAUCUCUACAUGAUGCCGUCGCACAGGAUUGGCACGGGAAACCAUUCCCAUGUGUUCAAGGCACGCUGGGAGUUGCCACGAUCCUUCCUUGUGAAGGAAGAGCUCUGCAUGACGUGCGUAAUGGACGAUAUGGCUGAGCAGCUGAAGGAACAGGAGGGUGAUGAAGCGAAGUCGCACGGGAUGUGUGGCGUAUAUGUUUGCAAGGUUGAAUCGAGACCGGAGGUGGUGACGACGAUGGCGAACGAGGACGGCGAGGAGCAACAGUACAUCCUCGAAGAAGGGCACUACUCCGAGAAGAUGGUUUACGAAGGUUCCCUUCGCGUGAUUCUCACUCGAGUCAAGUACCAGAACCUCGAGCGCGGCCCAUACUGUGCGCAUAUCCGGAAGGAAGAAAGGGCUAUCCACCCCCUCACCGCUACAGUUAGCGUCGCUGCGAAACUGUCGAUAGAAGAUGAUUACCAUCUGGGCAGAGAAGUCAAAAACUACCAGGGCUUCCCUCGACACUUCUGGGAGCAUUGGAGCGGCUAUAACCUCAUCCAUCCCAUUCACGACCCCGUCCCCAUCGGUCCUCUGGCACCACAGUUCUAUGGGUAUUAUGUUCCCGACGAUGACGCGAUGGAGGAAGAGGCGAAGCUGGAGGCCGCUCACCAAGUGUCACAGGAGCAACAAAUUUCGGCCGCGACGCAGGACCAAAACAUGGAGGUCGGAGAUGGCGGUCGCGGAAACCCGGAUGCAGCAGAGGCAGAUGAUCAGGAGAAGGAUGAUGAAUCUCCUUCCCUUGGUGCUGGAGAGGCGAAAGAGCAAGGCGAUGAUAGUGGAAUGGAUGUCCAGAAGAAUGGGGAUGGAAGUGCCGAUCGUGAUUCCGGAGAGGUGGCGAUGGAUGCUUCGGACGAGGACGUGCAAGAUGUCCAAAUGGCCGACGCAGCAGCUGAGGACUGCGCCCGUUGUUCUGAAGGCUCGAAGUCGCAAAACGAGAGGCCGGCAGACCAAAACACGAGAGACACAGUUGAAACCCCUGAUGGUGACAGAGAAGGCGAGGAGAAGGUGGAGGCAUCGAAAGAAGGGCAGGAGGACCAAAGCAACGAUGACUCAAUGGCUACAAAAUCCGAUCCCGUCUCUAAAUCCCCGCCUGCUAAACCCAGAGUUCGACCAGAGUACCUCAGCCCGAUUCUGCUUAUCGAGAACUGUGGUCAACCGAUUGAACCAAAUUUGCUAACGGUCGACGACAAGCAAGAAUGUGUAUCCAUGGUUCUCCGCUUCCAUGAUGCGGGGUACAUCCACGGCUCCGUCGCCCGUCGAAAUAUCCUUCGCGUUCCUGGUCCUCUGGCGGCCUCAGCCUCCGAGCGGGUUACGAACGCCGACAACACUGGCGACCAUGGAGUCAACUGGAGUUAUAGGCUAAUAGAUUUCGGGAGAAGUUACAAUGCAGAAACAAAGUCUGCAGAGGAAGUGAGACGCGAAGUUGUGACCGAAGAUAUGGAGGUCACCAACUGGCUUUGGGGACUUGACACUCUGCACUGA
Molecule: messenger RNA, 3306 nt
Organism: Cyclocybe aegerita
Lineage: Eukaryota; Fungi; Basidiomycota; Agaricomycetes; Agaricales; Hemipholiotaceae
Source: the annotation of a GenBank genome assembly